Messenger RNA from Amphimedon queenslandica, 1636 nucleotides. Its product is annotated as fibulin-1-like. The annotation marks the transcript as partial. Lineage: Eukaryota; Metazoa; Porifera; Demospongiae; Haplosclerida; Niphatidae. The record is from RefSeq and is a predicted model, not a curated record. The transcript is spliced from 13 exons. Gene Ontology annotation, molecular function: calcium ion binding.
UCAGCAUAUUUGUACAAAUGCUGAUGGAAGUUUUGAGUGUUCUUGCAAUACAGGUUACACUGGAGGUAGAUUUUGUACAGAAUUAGAUGAAUGUGCUUAUGGUGUAUCUAACUGCAACCAGACAUGCUUUAAUACUGUUGGUAGCUACUACUGUGGUUGUGAGUCUGGGUACAGCUUAAGCAAUGACAGUUAUUCUUGUAUAGAUCAUGAUGAAUGUGCUCAGGAAAUUGUUAUAUGUGAUCAUGUUUGUAUCAAUGAUCCUGGUUCAUUUCAUUGUGAAUGUAAUACUGGUUAUGCUUUAGCUGCCAAUAAAAUAUCAUGUAAAAAUAUUGAUGAAUGUCAAACUGAUACUGAUAAUUGUCAACAAGGUUGUACUGAUACAGAAGGUUCUUACACUUGCUAUUGCUAUUCUGGAUACCAAUUGAAUACCACAACCAAUGCAACUUGUUACGAUAUUGAUGAAUGUAUGGAUGGAACAUCUGACUGUAUUCAUUUGUGUAAUAACACUAUUGGUAGUUAUGUUUGUGGCUGUGAUAUUGGCUAUCAAUUAGACAGUGAUGGAGUAACAUGUAUUGAUAUUAAUGAAUGUGAUUCUAAUAAUACCGAAGAAUGUGAGGACAGGUUAGUCAGGCGGAGUCUGCCCUACCUGACUAAUAGAAAGUGUAUUACAGAAGAUAUUAAUGAGUGUAGCUUGUUCAAUGGUGGUUGUGAUCAUUAUUGUAGUAAUACUAUUGGAUCUUAUGACUGCUCAUGUAAAAAUGGAUAUACUUUAUCUUGCAAUGGACACAAUUGUUCAGAUAUUAAUGAGUGCAAUGAUGAUAAUGGAGGCUGUAGUCAAAUCUGUACGAACACUAUGGGUAGUUACUACUGUAGCUGUAAGAUUGGGUAUUAUAAUUUGACAGUUACUGCUGAGAAUUGCUCUGACAUCAAUGAGUGUGAGGAUAAUAAUGGUGGCUGUUCUCAAACUUGCAUUAAUGCUCCUGGAAGUUUUAAUUGUGAAUGUUAUGAUGGAUAUGAUUUCAUUAAUGGUAGCACUACAGACUGUACUGAUAUUGAUGAAUGUCUUACUAACAAUGGAAGUUGUCAGCAUGUUUGUACUAAUACAAAUGGAAGCUACUAUUGUACUUGUAAUCCUGGCUACAAUGGAAGCAUUUUCUGUUCAGAUAUUGACGAGUGUGAGCUAGACACUGAUAACUGCACUCAACAAUGCACUAAUACUGAUGGUAGCUACUACUGUAGUUGCUAUACUGGAUAUAUCUUUGAUAGCAGCAAUAAUCACACUUGCAUAGAUGAUGAUGAAUGCUCACAUAGCAGAGUUGUUUGUGAUCAGAUUUGCAUUAAUGAGGUGGGUUCAUUUCAGUGUGGCUGCAACACUGGUUACACUUUAGGUGACAAUGGAAUAACAUGCAAAGAUGUUGAUGAAUGUUUAUUGUAUAAUGGAAGAUGCCAACACAAUUGUACUAAUGAUUAUGGCUCUUAUUAUUGCAAUUGUAAAGAAGGAUUCACUUUAUCUAUUGAUGGUUUUAGCUGUGAAGGUAGUUCAAAAAAUACUGGAAGAAAUGAAGCUCAAAUGCACUGUAGUCACCCUCUUGGUAGUAAUUCUGAUGUGGCAUAUCUUUUAGCAAUAUUUUUGGAG